GUACGAGGAAACGUAAAUAAAAUAAAAUAUGGCUGAAACACCAAGAGUUCAUAUUAAGUGCACUGUAUUGGUUGUGGAAAAGCUAUAGUGGUGCUGCUACACAGAGUAGGGGGUCAUGAGGAGUGAGAUAAACAGACGUCACCUGCUCUUAUUUAACUCUUAUUUGUGUCUAUAGCCUUGUUAUAAGGAGACGGGGGGGAAAUGGUGGUCUCCGCAGAUAUUUUCAUCUCAAAAGCCCAGAUGUUUCUCUGUUGUGGGAAGAAGAAAAAAAGACAAAUUCCCCAUUCAUCAUGUCUUGAUAUGGCUGUACAAAUCAUUGCUGUUGAUCUGGGCCUUAAACCAGCUGUUCUGUAUGACCUUAACAGCGCAUGUGCAGAACAGAUCCAGCAAUAUGUCAGCUCACUGCACGAGGCUGGAGUACUGAACACAACACUUAGGAUAUUUUCCAUCAGUGGAAGUUGUCUUGUUGUGAACUCUAAUCUGAUGAAGGAACAUUUGAAUGAAGUGCUGGAGAAAAAGAGCCUUCUUAUUGUUGAUGUGUGCGCAUGGAAGGAGCAGCCAUCUCUGAUUUUCAUGGAUAGCAGCACCAAGCAUAUGGUCAAAGAAAUGCUGGACUUUAUUAUGGAUAAAGAGGACCAGCAUACAUCAAUCAUUGUGGUGGGAGAGGAGCUGCAUGAACGGUGGAACUUGUGCACACUUUUUGGGAUCCUCUUAGGCUUUCCUGCUUCAUACUGGUUUAAUCAAACACAGAGCUUUGAGAACUGUCUGAGUAUGACCCCACUGGUGGUAAAUAAGGUUUGGGUUUGCUGGCCAAUAUGUGAUAUAAAGCACAGCAGUUGUCUUUACUCAUUCAGUGUACCUGAAGUGUUGUGGGCAGAAGUUGAUACCAUUAUACAAAACUGGGUGGAGCGUCUGAGAGGUCGAUUUUUCAAACAGACAGUUUUUAUCAAACUCAGUAUUUCAAAGGAAACUGUAAUUUUGCCCAGUGUAGCUUUGUGAGUGCUUGCGCUUUUAUACAGUUUUAGUGCUCGAGAGGCUUGAUUGUGGUCAGCAAAGAAAAAACUAUUAAAUAAACUUUAAGACAGAAUGACAGCUACAUUCAUCAUUUAGUUGUGCUUAUCCUCAAAAGUUAUUUUAGGGAAAAAGCUUUAUAGUGUAAACAAUCCAGCUUGUUUAUCUUCAUUACACUUGCCGCUAUGUUCCACCUCUCAGUCAGUGCUGAUCAUUUUAUGUGCCAGAAACAUGGGCUGGAAAACAUCUGCAAAUAACAGGGCAUCUCACUCUGCAUAACCACACGAUGUGACUGCCAGUAAUACUUUAUUAUCAUCUUCUGUACAUUUCUUAUGAUCCUUAGAGGUGCUGUUGUGUUCGGUUUUCCAGAAGUCCGAAAUAAUCCAUUUGCCAAUAAAAAGAAACUUUUA
Molecule: messenger RNA, 1421 nt
Organism: Tachysurus fulvidraco (yellow catfish)
Lineage: Eukaryota; Metazoa; Chordata; Actinopteri; Siluriformes; Bagridae
Gene: c5h1orf74
Product: chromosome 5 C1orf74 homolog
Exons: 2
Coding region: 202-999 (265 amino acids)
Source: RefSeq, a predicted model, not a curated record